AAUACUAUCAUAACAUUGAAAAUUCCUAAUGACCCAGACAUUGAUAAAAUGCUGGAUUUAUUCUUUCUAAUACCACAUCAUACUCAAGAGUCUAAGGUGGUGGUAUAAAAGAACAUUGUCGGAUAAAUAAUUUCUGUAUUACUACUACCCUUUUGGAAAAAAAUUAUAUUCAAAAAAACAUUUUACACCAGAGUAAAUUGUCUGCUAUUUUGCCAGUGUUGAGCAACCUAAGAAAAGUAUGGAGGUACCUAGAAACGACACAACUCGCAUUGAGCUGCAAGAUCCCUUGGUCCUAGUCUUAGCUCGUUGGAUAUUGGCUAGUGUUGGUAUCGUUGCAAACUCCAUCGUCAUAUUUGUGUUUGUCUACAACAAGUCUUACAAGAAGUCUUUGUCGCUGAAAUUUCUUCUUCAUCAGACUGUGGUUGAUUUGAUUGGCUCUCUGAUAUUUUUUAUCACCCGCAGCAUUGGUAUUUCUGGUGGUAGUUCAUUCUGUAAACUGAAAUAUAUUUUCAUGUACCUGUCAGUAACUUCAACAUACAAUUUUGUUAUGGUUACAAUCGAACGAUAUAUUGCUGUCGUCCAUCCAUUAUUGUAUCGUAAGAAGCCCUUGGGUGGAAAAAUUACAUACCUGUCACUGUUUAGCACUCAUGUGUGCGGUUUACUCUUAACAGGGUUUAUGCUUAUAAAGGCAAACAUAGAACCAGACACUAAAGUAUGUAAACUUGGAGAAACCAACACAGCUGCAAUACUUUUAGUUAUCCCUAUGUGGCUGAUGCCUCUUUGUAUUUUGAUUUACUGUUAUGUGCGGAUGGUUUUGAAAUUACAUAAAACACGAAGAAUUAACCACAAUCCUCAGACUGUCUCAACUCAACCUACGGUGAGCAGAGGCAUUCAAAGAGUCAAGUCAGAUUUGUUGGCUACACUUUUCAUAAUUGCAUUUGUUAAUAUUUUUACAAUGACUCCAGGCUGUGUUUUUUUCAUUUACUUCAUAAUGAGCCAUGGUGUUAUUCAUAUAUUUCGUGAGGUGAGUAUGUUGUUGCUGGAUUUAAAUCUUACUAUUAAUCCAUUUAUUUACUGUAUGGCAUACGAAGAUUUUCAAAGGGGACUUCGCAAGAUCAGACAAGACAUACUCAAGAAAAGAAAGUAAACCAAAAGCAAGAUUUACUGAUAAGAAAUAAAAAGUAAAGAAAAGGGAAAGAUGUAAUUGAUGGGGAAUAAUAGUAUUUUUUCCAUUUGGACACAUUAGUAUUUUUUUCAAGGUAUUGCGUAAAAUGCACGGAAUAAUAUAAAGUGUUACUAUAAGUUACCGUCACAUUUUUCAUUUCAUUUAUUCAACAUUUAUUCGACCAUUUAAACAAGUGUGGAAAUUAACUAAAUUGAAAUUACAGGUACAUAACAGUGGUCAUGGCACGACACAAAAAGGGAAAGAUGUAAUUGAUAGGGAAAAAUAGUAUUUUCUCGUUUAGACACAUUAGUAUUUUUUUAAGGUAUUGCGUAAAAUGCAAGGAAUAAUAUAAAGUGUUACUAUAACUUACUGUCACAUUUUUCAUUUCAUUUGUUCAACAUUUAUUUGACCAUUUAAACAAGUGUGGAAAUUAAAUAAAUUGAAGUUACAGGUACAUAACAGUGGUCAAGGCACGAAACAGAAACUUUUAUGAGUCCGUCAUUGUCGCCCCUCUUCAAAGACAGCAAUUAUACAAUAAUACAUUAAAAAUUAAAUAAAUGGAAAAUAUAUACUCUAUCGAAUAAAUAAGAUGAAUGUAAUGUUUGACCUGAAUAUUCACAAAUAUAAUUUAACCCCAUUACCCUAAUUAUUUUUUAUUAAAAUGACAGUUAAUAAUGUUCAUCGUUAUUAUUGUGUUGUUGAGUUCAAUGGGUUUUAGUUUAUGUGGAUCAUUGGGUUUUAUAUGAAGGUCAGUUUAAGUUUUGAUUUGAAUUGUUUUAAUGUGUUUGCAGAUGUUAAACCUUGGAAUUCAGAAAGAAGUUCUAUAACUUUAGACUAAUUGUAAUGGUAAUGGUGGGAUAUUUGUAGUGCGCCUUACACAAUAAAAUCGUCUCAAGGCGCCGAAAAAAGGUAGGACCAUGAAUUUAAAAAAAAUUUAUUGAAAUGUUGGCUUGAAGUUAGCCUGGUAAAUUGGACCUCUUAUUUUCUGUCGCUUUCUGAAGUUUUACUUUUAAGAAAAUUUGCUACAUUUUUUGACAUUACUUAGUAUUUUCAUUAUCUGUUAGGUAAGUAAUGUUUUUUUUUUACGUAUUUGUACAUAAAGCAUAACA
Anneissia japonica is the source of this 2274-nucleotide messenger RNA. RefSeq names its product kappa-type opioid receptor-like. The record is from RefSeq and is a predicted model, not a curated record. Gene Ontology annotation, biological process: G protein-coupled receptor signaling pathway. NCBI's taxonomy places the organism in Eukaryota, Metazoa, Echinodermata, Crinoidea, Comatulida, Comatulidae. Gene Ontology annotation, cellular component: membrane. Bases 239 to 1147 code for a protein of 302 amino acids. Gene Ontology annotation, molecular function: G protein-coupled receptor activity. The transcript has a single exon.